Molecule: messenger RNA, 525 nt
Organism: Helianthus annuus (common sunflower)
Lineage: Eukaryota; Viridiplantae; Streptophyta; Magnoliopsida; Asterales; Asteraceae
Product: QWRF motif-containing protein 3-like
Exons: 3
Coding region: 57-320 (87 amino acids)
Biological process (GO): centrosome cycle; spindle assembly
Cellular component (GO): cytoplasm; nuclear microtubule; centrosome
Molecular function (GO): microtubule binding
Source: RefSeq, a predicted model, not a curated record
GGAUGAUUUAUGCUAUUUACUCAGUUUAUAUCUUUACUAAUUGUUUCUUUGUGUAGAUGGAUCCUCAAGCAACUACGAUUUCACUUAGACACGGAAUACAUUUGGUGGAAUCUGCCAUGCCUAUGGCAUCGUCUUUCAUGCCCACGAGUGAUGAGACAGCAUCAAUAUUUUCGGAGCUCGCAAAGGUUGCCAUAGAAGAGAGAUUGUUGCUUGAUGAGUGCUUUGAACAUAUUAGAGUCAUUUCGACACUAGAGGUUGAAGAGAGGAGUCUAAGAUGUAACCUUAUCGAAAUGACUUUAUAUGAAGCUCAAGGUUUAUAACAACAAAAACAGUCUAAGAUGUAGCAUUAUCGGAACAACUUGAUUUCAAGCACAAGGUUUAACAACAACAAAAAUAGAUUAUGAUUCAAGCCGGGGUAUGUAAAUUAAAAAGAAAAAGAAACAAAUUCUUAACAUGUAACCCAUUGCCUCUUAAAAACUAACUGAAUUUAUUACUUACCCUUUUAAUACUAAAUUUAAUUUCAUA